This is a messenger RNA of Lytechinus variegatus (green sea urchin), 1412 nucleotides long. RefSeq lists its product as uncharacterized. NCBI's taxonomy places the organism in Eukaryota, Metazoa, Echinodermata, Echinoidea, Temnopleuroida, Toxopneustidae. The transcript has 5 exons. Bases 241 to 1152 code for a protein of 303 amino acids. The record is from RefSeq and is a predicted model, not a curated record.
GUAAACAAAAGGGCGUUGACUACCGAUCGCAAAGCAAAGGCACGGUGGCAUUGCAUCGGGUCUCGUCUAAAUAAAAAUACGAUGUUGAUUAAACUGCAUGGUUUUUCUGUUUGAUAGUUCUAAUAUCUGAGUUCUAACCAACACUUACUUCAAACAAUACUCGCACCGAAUUCAACCUGUUCUUUGACUUCGAGCGAUUUAUCUCUUGCCACUUUUAUUUUGAACAGACGCCACCAAGCAAUGAAUACCGACACCGCCCCGAUACCCGCGGUCCGUCCUCCGGUGGACAAGCCUAUGCGGCUGGUUGGUGUUAGCCACAGUAACAACAGCUACAGCUUGGUCGACCAUGCUUCUGCGAAUGAUCAGCUUCACCAUGUAUUUUUGGUUGUGAAGCAGCACGUUGCUGGUAUCCUUGCUGAUGCCCAGUAUUACAAGAUAGCUGACCUCAAGAAUGAAUUGAUUGCUCUGGGUACAGAUGUUGCUUCCCUGGAAAGAGACAGGGCUUUUGAGGAAUCUAGGGAUAAAUAUCACAGUCAUUUCUGGAGAGCAGAUGAUGAAGCUGAAAACAAACAGCUGAUUGUGAAAUUGUCUGAGGUUGCCUACGCACUCCUUGAUUACAAACAGAACUGUUGCACAGAAAGCAGAGGUCCCUAUGCAUUAGAUGAAGCAAAGCUUGAAACACUUUGCAAGAAGCAUUUGUAUGAAUUACAGAAUUUCAGAAGGGAACUUGCACAGUUUGUCAACACAGCCCGAGAUCGAAAUGCCCAUGUUACCCGCCUCUCCGCACCCCUUCAGUCUCAACUCGAAUGGCAUCAGUACAAAUCACCUCUAGAUGACCCCAGUAUCCGUCGACCUCUGCCCUAUGAAUGCACCCUGACCACCCGUGAUACGAUAGGCCCUAGAACUGACCCUCCAGAUGUGGAUGGGCACAAGUCAGGUGUCAAGCAAUUACGAAGUCAGUGGGAUGUACCAGAUUUAUCAGGGAAACCAGGAGCAGUUAAUUCUGGAACACAUGGAACUUUGACUAGCCGAGGACGAUAUGGUGGUAGACACAUCUAUGAAAGGAACAUCAACGAGAGAAGAAAACCAACUGAGCAAGAAAUUCAACAUGUUUCAAGCCGAUACAAGCAUUAUCAUGGACUAUGUGAAUAAGCAAAUGAUCUUACAAUGAUGUUAAGCAUAAUCACGUCUUUGAGGACUGCUUUUGACUAGGUUCAUUACAUAAUUUUGACAUGCCUAAAAAGUGUAGUACAGCAUCUCUGUCUGAAAAUGCAGUGUGUUUCUGUGAGACUUACAUGUACAUGUAUGUCAGUUGGGUAGUAGGUUAACCCGAGGUAUAAGUUCAAGACUAACGGUGGGGAAAUACCUGCUUCUAUGGAAUUCAGAUUGUCUGAUUCAUUAUUCAUGACAAA